Molecule: messenger RNA, 4311 nt
Organism: Aspergillus udagawae
Lineage: Eukaryota; Fungi; Ascomycota; Eurotiomycetes; Eurotiales; Aspergillaceae
Exons: 5
Coding region: 1-4311 (1436 amino acids)
Source: RefSeq, a predicted model, not a curated record
AUGCAUUCCCUCGAUAACGCCAUUACUGCUGUUGACGCGGUGAAUCAUCUCAUCGACAAUGCCGUUGAAGACGGACAUGUCGUCCAGACCCCUGCUGAAGAGGCGGAAGCUCGCGAGGCCAAAGCAAAGGCCCUGGAUACCCUGGGAAGAACCAUCAGCGUGGUCGACUCGACUCUCGCCAAGCUGAGGAAGAACAUCGCCAGCCGCCAUGGAGUGACGAGCGGGCAACGCAGGAGAUGUGUACCACCACCAGUACCGCUUUCGGCUGCUGUUCCUGAUGGAAUGGCGGCAAUGGACGCUUCCUCGGAUGGCAAGAUUAAGAGUAUUGUGGCGACGAUGUCAGCUGAAAAGGGAACCGAACACAAGCCAACUCUGGCUAAUGCCGUUCCUACUUUGAACGAUAUGGCCACGGGCGUAGGUCCUAUUAUGGACAACUUUGAUAAAGUUCUGAAACACCCCUAUCUCGAUCAGUUCAAUGCGACACUGAACACGGUCCCGGUGGUCGGUCUGAAGGACCAGACCAUCAUGUACGUCGGAACGAAGUUGAAUGCAAACCCGCUAGGUCCUCCCGUCGAGGAGUGGGCAGUCUUUUCCAAGCUCCCCCAGGGUGUCACGGUGGGACCGGACGACAAAGUCCACUUUUUCCCUUACAAAGGUGACUUCUACAUGUCCAUCGGUACUCGAGUCUGGCUGAAGAAGCACCGCCCCGGUGCGAGCGGGGGAGUAAUGCGGGACCCCGAGUUGGCCAAGGCCGUUAACAACUGGCCGUUUAUGUACCAGAAUGACUGGGAGUUUGUGGGUGAUCAGGUACUCCCUGUCGCUGAUCUUGCCGCCGUGAUGCCCUUCUCGGUGCUCUCGGCGGAUCGGUCUGAGAUCGCUUUUCAGCUCGUUCUGCUGCACAAAGACUCUUCGCUGCAAGUGCUCGCGGGGGAUAGCCUGCAGGCAAAUAACCAAUACGCCAAUUUGGAAUUCGCACCGACAAAGGAAGCUCCCUCUCGGCCAGACUGGAAGUUAAUGACGUACUGGAACAACCACCUCAUCGGUUAUGACUCAGAACAGAACUUCUGGGACUUGAGUCCCGACUUUACGGCUCGGACCUAUACCAUCUCCGAUAAAGCAAAAGUUCCCGAACCGAUUGUCGAACUGACAGCGAGUGAACAGGGUCCCAUUGGGAUCAGAUCCGACGGGUCGAUGUGGAAACGGCUAGUCCAACCGCCCAAGGACGACAAGGAUCCCGGAAGCUACACUUGGAAAUCCUGGAUAUCUUCCCACGGUGUGACGAGUAUUGGCGUUGCCUCACCUGGUGUCCUUCUCGAUUUGAACCUGCUCACCAGGACGCUGCAGUCUCGCUAUAUCGAGACGCAGACGGCUCUGAUCCCGGUCAUGAGCAAGAUUCGCGCGUUCGGGCUGACACACAAGUUCUAUCUGAAAGAGCUUCGCAAGGCCGCUGAUAUGUGGUUGAGUGAGCCAGGUAACCAGGAUCUGGCAGUCAAGCAGGGACAGGGUUUCGUCCUGCAUGCGCUGACGUGGGCGAAUAUCUUGGGCAGUGCUGCGGCAAACGCACAGGCUCCGGUCAAUGUGAUGACUGGGCAGCUUAAGGAUGUCGAAAGGCAGUUGGAGAUUCAGCUCACAAUUCUGCAAGACAAGCUGAAGGGGUUGGAGGCGAGUCUGAAGAUCAAGCAGGAGUACCUCAGCAAACUGCAGGCUGCGCUGUGGGGAGCUAUUGCUGCCCUGCUGCUAUCCGUCGCCAUCUUUCUAGUUGCAGCGGCGACGAUGCAGCCCUGGGCGUGGGCAGCAGCAGGAACUCUGUUCGUUGGAGGCCUCGUCACAGUCACCAUAAUGAGCAAAAAGGUCGAUGCAGCCGCAGAGGAUGUAAAGGAAUGCGAAGGGCAAAUCAACAUCACUAAGACAGCAAUCAACGAAUUGACCGAGAUUGUGUCCAACUUUCAGGCCAUCGCCACGCUAUACGAUACUCUGAAUACCUUCUUUGGCCGGAUGACCCUCGAUGCAGGCGCCCUGAAGGACAUGGAUACCGCCACUGCCGCACAGCUUGGGGCCUAUGUCCUCGCGGAUCCUUCUUCUAUUGAUGCCGCAGCUGCGAUGACGGAUGAAAUCACUGCAGCCUGCACGACCUACCUGGAUGUGCUCAGCAAGCAGGGGAUUAUCCUUCCACCAGUAAAUUUGAUGCUCGCCUCAUACUGCGCAGAUGCCAAAGCUGCACCUGUGGGCGUAGCCUCGAGCGUGGCCACCUUGGACGAGCACUUUCACUCCACUGUCGCGAAAGCGGCCAAUACUCUGUCUAAAGGCAAAAUGGUCGACUACUUCGCCACUUUGAAUGCGGCAUAUGCGCUGCAGCAAACCAGUCUCAAAGCUGAACAUCUUCAGGAAGUCUCUACCGGCGCUUGGUAUGAUGUGCCAGCCCUCACCAACGCCGGAACCCUGUGGGCUGGAUUCAAUCCCCACGUCCAGCUACAGGGCGUCUCAAUGCUGUCCCAGUCGGCGGGAAGCAAUGCGGUUGAGGAGAUCCUCAAUGAAGCACGCCCACAGGUCAUCGAUCUGCUCCAGCAGACAGUCCUCCUCGCAAAGACAGCCGAGGCGUGGGCUGACAAGUAUCCCAGCGCACCGACCGGCGACCAGUUAGCCGACGCACGGCAAUAUCAAGCGAAAUCCAUUGACGCCUGUCAGAAGGCUGAGUCCGCGGCUGCCCAGGCGAACAAUGCAUUUGUCGAGGUGAACCAUCGUGCUCAGGCAUUCCAGCAAGACCUCGACGUCCGCAUUGGCGAAUGUGAGGGCAAGAUCAACAACGCAAAAGCCGUGGCAGAAAAUGAACGGUCGAACAUAAGAGUCCCGUUCGAGGUCGUAUUUGCAGGAGGUAUGGCUACAGUGUACUGGCUGGACAUGAAGAAGAAGGAGAUAUCCGACAAGCUCAACGCCACCGUUAAUGGUUUGAACGCGACAAUCUCGAGCUUCGCCAAAAGCAAGGAGAGUGGGGUUACUUUCCAGGGCCAUCUUCUUACAUGGCAGGAGAUGGUACAGAAAGUCAGCCACGAUCUGGCGUUCGUUUAUCAUAUUCUGGCGGGCGUUGAGGGUCAGUUGAUGGAGAGCCCCGACUUAUAUCGUGAGUUCAUCAAGAUCGAGUGGGCUGAGCUGGCCAAAAACUCGAACGAUGUUCUUACGGUUAUCGGCGUGCAUAGCCCUGAAACUCAGCCAUUGGCCCUCCGUGCUAGCGAUGCCGUAGCGAACGUGUGGCACGCCGAUGCCGUUGCCAAUGGAUCGAACAAGGAGGCGCUGAUUGCGGCCGUCUCGUCCAACACUCGCCUUGGAGGUGUUCUGGCCACUCAGGCAAAAGAGUGCAAGGACGCAUUCCAGCAGAUAAAUGUUGUGCUCGGCUUGCCUUGGAUCCAAGAUAUCGUGGGCUACUGGGACGACUCCAAGACUGAGAAGGCUACCUUAUUCGACGUCGCCAUGAAGCUGAGACGGCAGUAUGUCCAAAUGAUUGGCAUGGAAUACCAAACCGUCCAACAGCUGUACAGCGUCUCAAUCCUCCAGGCCUUCCGCGCCGAGAACGUCCAAAGGGGCCGCCUCCCGCUGGGAGUCUUCCUGGACAGCACCCUCACCUCCAUCCGAAGCGCCAUGCAGUCCGCCCAGCACACUUCCGGACGAUUCCAGGCACUCGCCGCAAACUUCGAAUCAACCGUCGCCAUCAUCUCCAAGAAUGUCGACGAGAUCACAACCAAGAUCGCCUCCAUCAACACCCAGAUCGCAACCAGCACCAAGGCCCUCCGCGACAAGAUCAUUGCCGAAGUCGCCGACGUUAUCGCUAUUGCCUUCGCCACAGGCGCUAUGCUCGUCGCCUUUGGCGUUGUAGGCCCAGUCGGGGCGACACUGACCCUGGCGGCGAAGCUCGGAACAACCGCUGCAUUGACGGCAGCGAGUAUCAAGCUGACUCUUGAUAGCCUGAGUCUCGACGACCUCGUCGAAACGAUCGAGGGCCUCAAGUCUGUGCGGAGCGGGCUCGAGACCUCACGCGAUAAAUUGGCGGCUGUAAAGCCAUUCUUCGCUAAUGUUGGUGCGGGCGUGCAGGGCCUUACGGGCACUGUGGCAGAGAUGGCUGCCGCGUUGCAGAAAAUCAAGGAUCAGAUUAGGCUCUGGAAGGAGGUUUCCUUGACUGAGGAUGACGUGGUGAAGAUUUCGAAGAGCUGGAAGGGGGUCCGAAAUGAUUGUUUGGAGUGGAUGGAUAUGGUCCAUUCGCAGGGGAUUACGCCUAUGAAUUUGUCGUUGGGGCCGGUUGACAUGGGUGUUUGUGAAUAG